AUGCUUUUAUUUGCACUUGCAUCCCUUGUCCACUCCGUUGUUGUUGGCUUAGAUAUUGGUCAUGCCAACAUCAAAGCAGGUAUGGGCAAGUUUAGUGGUGUUGUUGCAGUAAAUAACCAGCAAUCCAAGAAAUUAUCUCCAACAUUUUUCACAAUGUACAACUAUUCAGAUCCAAAGAAUUCCCGGCCAAGAAACGGCGAUCACUGGACCCUCGAAGAAAUCGAUGAAUGCGCAUGGGAUUAUACAUCUCGUGCUCAGGCAACAGGCAAACGUUUCCCACAGAAUAUUAUCCAAAGCUUUUACCCUCUUCUUAGUAACUCCAUUGGUUUAUCCCAUCGUGAGGCUCUUGCAUCAACACUCCGCUAUCUUUUGAGCACAAUCGACUCUGGUGCUUAUACACCAGAGAAGACACUUCUCACCCUCUCUGUCGAACCAUUCAUGUCUCGCCAUGAAAGAUAUGCCCUCAGAGAAGCUGCAAGACUUGCAAAUACAACAUUAACAUUUAUUGUUGAUUCUCCAACUGCUGUUGCUAACUAUUACGUUCUCGGCAGACAGCAGAGACUUUCCAACAACAUUGCUUUCAUUGAUAUCGGUGCUACAGGCACAUGGAUUUCAAUCUUCAGUUUCAGCCAGAUGGGCAAGGAUGUCAUCAUGAACCAGAAGGCUCUCGUUGCCAACGGCACACUUGGUGGCAACGCCAUCGAUAAAGUUCUCGGCGAUUUCCUUUACCAGAAGUUUGUUGAAAAGACAGGCAAGACAUCCGACUCCCCACGUGUUCGCAACAUGUUCUAUGAUGCCGCUAAGAUCGCUAAGGAAAGACUUUCAAUCGAUAUCGAAUACACAGUUUCCAUGGAAGAUGUUAUCGAUGAAGAUGGUCUCGAAUACGUCCUUACAAGACAACAGUUCAAUGAGCUUAUCCAGCCAUUUGCUGAUUCCCUUGGUGAUCUUAUUAACAACGCUAUGGACAAGGCCGGCGUCAAGAAGAUCGAUACAGUUGAAUCAAUCGGUGGCAACUCCCGUCCACAGCUCUUCCACGAAGUCAUGUCCAAUGUUACAAAGUCUGAUUCAAUUUCCCACACACUCAAUCCAGAAGAAGCAGUCAUCCUCGGUGCUACUGUUCUCGGAUCCACAAGAUCAUCAUCCUACAGACUUCCAAAGAAGAUCAAAUCAACAACAUUCUGCAAUACUCAUAUCGAAGUCGAAUUGAACGGUAUCCGCAAGGAUCUCUACAACGUUCAUGACAAGAUGGAGAAAUUGAUGCCACGCUACUACACAUACAAGGAGCUCAAGGGCGAAAACAUCACAAUUUGGUCAGAUAACAACUACGAGCUUCCUCUUGACAUCUUCUCUGUCAACUUCGACGAAAACACAACAUACAACGAUACAGAUGAAGUCAUGAUCAAGUACGGCCUUGAUGAUUUCACUUUACCAUAUAUCAACAGAAUUGAAGUCAACGGCCAGAAGCUCAACGCCACACAUUACUUUGCUGAUUGGCAGCUCAACGAAGAGCGCUUCAACCAAUCACAGACAUUCAUCUUCAAGAUGGAAGAAAUUGAACGCGACCGCCACAACGCUUCCACAACACGUAACGAGCUUGAAGCAUAUCUCUUCCAGAUCCGCACAAAGCUUGAAGAUGACGAAGAGUUCAAGGAGUUCUGCAGCGAAGGUGAUAUCAAGAACAUCACACUAGCCCUCCAAGAAUCACAAGACUUCCUUGACAAUCUUACAAACCCAUACGCUCACUCCCAAGUCUUCAGAGAUCAGCUCAACAAGUUCAAAGAGACAACAAAGGAUGUCGAGAUGAGAAUUGAAGAGUGGAAGUUGAUUCCAGAGAACAUUGAGUCCCUCAACAAGACAAUCAAUGAAGUUGCCAAGUACUUGAAGGACGAAGUUCCAAAGAAGAGACCAUGGUUAGUUACUCAUUACAAAGAUACAUACGACAACCUCGUAGAUAACUACAACCACACUAAAGAAUGGCUUGAAGAGAACUAUUAUAACUUGACACACUGGAACAAGACAGUUAACCCAGAAACAAAGCACAACCAGAUUAAUGUCAAGCGCCAGAUCUUGGAAUUCAACAUGAAUGGUUCAAAGAGACAGAAGAAGCCAACACCAACACCAAAGCCAACUCCAACACCAGAAGGAUGGACACCUCCACCACCAACACCAACUCCAGAGCCAACACCAGACUACAGGCACAAACAUCGCCCACCACGGCCACAUGACUACGACUACUCUGACUCUGACAGCGAUCCAGACUUCAAGAGAGAACGCGAGGAAGACAUGCACCAUCCACCAACUCCUGAAGAGAUUGAGAAGCGCAUCGAACGUGAUCAGCGCCGCCACGAGCGCCGUAUGAUGCGCCGCCACGAGAAGCACAUGAAGAAGAUGGAAGAGAGGAGGAAGAGGCAUCAGGAAUAUCUCGACCGCGGCGAGAUUCCUCCACCAGAUACAUCAUCUGAAGAGGAAAGACGCAGAAGACAUAGACCACCAACACCUCCACCACCACCACGCCCAGAGGGAUGGGAAGGAGAAUGGCCACCACGCCACGAUGAGAUCCCAACAUUACCACCACCUCCACCACCUCCACAUGAUGAUAUCCCUCCACCUCCACCAAGACCAGAGGACAUUCCACCACCACCACCACAUGAUAUUCCACCACCACCACCAAGACCAGAGGACAUUCCUCCACCACCACCACAUGAGGAUGUCCCACCACCUCCACCUCCAAAACCAGAUGAACUCUAA
Trichomonas vaginalis G3 is the source of this 2748-nucleotide messenger RNA. RefSeq names its product ATP binding. The transcript has a single exon. The record is from RefSeq and is a predicted model, not a curated record. Gene Ontology annotation, cellular component: endoplasmic reticulum chaperone complex. Gene Ontology annotation, molecular function: ATP binding; ATP-dependent protein folding chaperone. Gene Ontology annotation, biological process: endoplasmic reticulum unfolded protein response; negative regulation of hypoxia-induced intrinsic apoptotic signaling pathway; cellular response to hypoxia. The coding region runs from base 1 to 2748 and encodes 915 amino acids. Lineage: Eukaryota; Parabasalia; Trichomonadida; Trichomonadidae.